UCGAGGGGUAGGGCGAGAUGGGACUUGCAUUCCUCCACUCUCCUUUGUACACAGCCGGUGAAUAGCCUUUAGAUCGGGCUUUGUGGGAAUGAUUGUCAGUGGCUUAAUGAGCGUCUUUGCCAAGCUAGAGGCUUUGGCAACAUAUGUGACUACAGUGCCUCUGUUCCUCUCCGGCUCUCCAGCUCGCACGACACAGUACAGACCGGGCUCUCCGUUUUUUGUUAUUUCGAAUGCCCAUUUUUUUACCCAACUCAUGGUUUCCCUCUUUCUCGUGGAUGUUAUUACCUGGACAGGAAUACAGUAGCUACUCCUCUCAUGGGGACCGGAGCUGAGGAUGAAGUGAAAUCUUGUACCGCAUCCUCAGCGCGCCAGAGAAAUGAACUGAGGACCGAGUAGCAGACAGCUUGAGGACGUCCGAUAUUCAAACUAUGAGGUUACAGAAGACCCCGGGAUUGGCCACCGUGCUGGGCCUGAUCAUCUAUAUUUGUGCCUUCCAUACGACGGCAGCCUUUGACAUCCCUCUGGAGGUUUUAGGUCAUGUAAACAUCGAGCAGCUGCCCACCAUCACCGACCAGUCGCCCAGCUCUCUCAUCGCCUUCCCUUUCGACGAGAGCUUCCCCAUGACGUGCGAAGCCAAGGGAAACCCCGAGCCAGAAUUCAGAUGGACGAAGAAUGGGCAGGAAUUCGACCCCGAUAUAGACCCCCGGCUGAUGAAAGAAGAGAAUUCUGGGACCUUUGUGAUACCUAAUAAUGGGAACCUUACAGAGUACCAGGGAACCUAUCGCUGUUACGCCUCAAACAGACUGGGGACCGCCAUAUCCAAGGAGAUUGAGUUCAUUGUGCCCCAUGUUCCAAAGUUUCCUAAAGAAACCCUGGACCCCGUGGAGGUAGAGGAAGGCCAGCCUUUGGUUUUGGAGUGUAAUCCACCUCAAGGGAUACCCCCCCUUCAGAUCUACUGGAUGACCAUAAGUCUGCAGCACAUCGAGCAGGAUGAGAGGGUCCAUAUGGGCCUGAACGGAGACCUUUACUUCUCCCACGCCGUGGAGAAGGACAGCAGGAGAGACUACUGCUGCUUCGCCGCCUUCCCUCGGAUUCGCACCAUCGUUCAGAAGAAUGCCAUGUCUGUCAUCGUCAAGACAAAAAACUUGAGUCCUGAGACUGCUAACGCCAUCCUGCAGAGGAGGCCCUCGCUUCUGUCGCCCUCUGGUGGCGAGUCUGUGACACAGCUGGUCAAAGGACAGGACCUGAAAUUGGAGUGUAUUGCUGAGGGAUUUCCAACUCCUCAGGUGGAGUGGGUGAAGAUGGGAGAUCUGCUCCAGUCUAAAGCAAGAAAGGAGAAACACAACAAACUGCUGAUUGUGAAGGAGGUGGAGCUGGAGGACAGCGGGAAGUACAUGUGCACAGCCAAGAACGCACUGGGACAAGCCCACCAUUACUUCACCGUGAGGGUAGAAGAGCCUCCGGAGUGGGUGGUGGAGCCGGAGAGCCAGCUCAGUAUGAUCGGAGCAGACGUGCUCAUCAAGUGCUCGGCCAGCGGGACGCCUCCGCCCAGCAUCACGUGGAGGGUGAACGGAGAGCCUCUGCAGGGGGCCCCCGCAGCCAACAGGAAGGUGUUUGACGACACCAUCAUGCUCCACAACGCCAAAGAGUCUGACAGUGCCGUGUAUCAGUGCGAGGCGUCCAACAAACACGGGACCCUCCUGUCAAACGCAAACAUCAUGAUUAUAAAUCUGGCCCCCAUGAUUUUAACCAAGGAAGGGGAGGAAUACACCGCUGUGGAAGGGAAGGGAGCAAUGAUGCACUGCAAUGUCUUCAGCUCUCCUCCUCCUACUAUCACAUGGAGCAGGGACGACUCCUCUGAAUCCGUGGAGGGACCGCGGUUUAGCGUUCACGACAACGGCUCGCUGGAGAUCUACAGCGCGGAGAAAGACGACGCGGGACAGUACACGUGUUUGGCGAAAAACACAGAGGGAUCGUCCGCCAUCGACGCCAUGCUCUACGUGAAAGAUCCCACCAGAAUAGUGGUGGCCCAGGAGGACCUGCAGGUGUUGGUCGGUACCACGGCCCAGCUGUCGUGCCUCACACAGUACGACAAGUCCUUCACCAACGACUUUGAGCUCCUGUGGGAAAAAGACGAUAUACCAAUAACCCUGAACUACACUGAGAACUCAAGAUACUUCGUGGAGAACGGUGUCCUUCAGAUCACCAAUGUGAGCCAUGGGGACCAGGGUCUCUUCACCUGUGUGGCCAGAACCCCGGUGGACCGAGACGCCGCCUCAGCCCUGCUCAUGGUGUUAGACGUCCCCGAUGUGCCUGAGUACUUGGUACUGUCUGACCACAAGAGCAGAAGUGUGAAACUGAAAUGGAUCCCGGGGGACGAUCACAACAGCUCCACCACAGAGUUUAUCGUCGAGUACGAGGAGAGCCAGUGGGAGCCCGGAAGCUGGAAGGAGCUGCUCCGGGUACCUGGGAACCACAACUCAGCCGUGGCCAAACUCCACGGGCACGUCGACUACCGCUUCCGGGUGUCCGGAGUUAACGAUGUGGGGAGGGGGCGUCCCAGCAAGCCCACAGAGAGAUACAAAACCCUGCCCACAGCUCCCGACAAGAACCCUGAAAAUAUCAAAAUCGAAGGUCAUUUGCCACAUGAAAUGGAUAUCAACUGGGAGCCCUUGCUACCCAUCGAGCACAACGGUCCGGGUUUGGAGUAUGAGGUUUUCUACAAGAGACAAGGGGUGGAGGAGGACUGGCAGAAACACACGGUGAAGAGACACUCGUUCGUGGUGAAGAACACCCCCACCUUCGUGCCCUACGAGAUCAAGAUUCAAGCCAGGAACAAUCAGGGCCUCGCCCCCGAGCCCAAGAUAGCAACCGGCUACUCGGGAGAGGACUUUCCCUCUGCUGCACCUGAAGACGUAGCCGUGGAGGUGAUGAACAGCUCGGUGGUCAAGGUUAGCUGGACGCGUGUACACAAGGACACGCUACACGGACAUCUGGGAGGCUACAGGGUAAACUGGUGGCGUCUGCGAAGCCUGAGUGACUCUAAGAAAAAACACGGAGACAAACAGACGCUGGCGAUCCCCGGGGACCGCAACCACAGCGUGUUGCCUGGACUGACGCCCUUCUCCGAGUACAGCCUCAUGGUCAUGACCUUCAACGGACGGGGCAACGGCCCAGGCAGCCAUCCCCUCAACUUCAAAACCCCAGAGGGAGUCCCGGAGAAAAAUCCUGUUUUCAGGGUCACGGAUGUUCAGAAGGAUACCGUCUCCCUGGCGUGGGCUGCGCCAUCCGAGCCUAAUGGGAUUCUCACCGGGUACCUAGUCGAGUAUCAACUGAUCAACGAGACAGAGGAGGUGGGCCCUCUGCAGACCAUAGACAUCAGGGAACCGGACACCACUAAGUGGAUGCUGCGCGACCUGGAGCCCCUGAGCAAAUACAAACUGUACCUGCGCUCCUGCACCUCUGUGGGCUGCGGGCCCAUCAGCAUCGAGGAGUGCACCACCACCCUGGAAACAAGCCUGGCCAGUGUCCACGGAGGAAUAUCAACCCAGGGCUGGUUCAUCGGCCUGAUGUGCGCCAUCGCUCUCCUCACGCUCAUUGUGCUGAUCGCCUGCUUUGUCAACAGAAAUAAAGGAGGGAAAUAUUCAGUGAAAGAAAAAGAGGACCUUCACCCAGACGUGGAGUCCCAGGGCAUGAAUGACGACACAUUUUGUGAAUACAGUGACAACGACGAGAAGCCACUGAAGGGCAGCCAACACUCGCUGAGCAGAGAGAUCAAAGCCGGGGACAGCGGGGACAGCCUGGUGGACUAUGGCGACGAGGAGGUCCAGUUCAACGAGGACGGAUCCUUCAUCGGAGAGUACGCCGGGCGCAAGGAGAAGAGGGCGUCCGCCGAGAUCAAAGCCCCCGCUCAGACCCCGGCGUGAGGAGCUGAAAUUCCAAUCCUCUCCCGCGGGGAGGAACCAGAACAGACAGACAUUAUCCACCGAGCACAGAGUGUUGUGUCCAACGUAAUGCGUCAUUUACUGCCACCCUCAUUUUAUACAGCUCCGUUUUGUCAAGUUGCAACAGAGUGAACAUUACUAAAUGCUGUGUAUAUAGAGUGUAUAUUGUCCGUGCGGAGUGUCCUUUUUUAUAAUUAUUGUUACACACAAGAGUUUAGAGGGCUUGGAUUUUCUUUUCUAUCUGCAUUACGCACUGUUUGUACAAAUGUUAGGAAACUCCGUGACACAUCAUGUGAUGCAGACGAUAUCAUCAGGCCACCGACAAGUGGGAAUAUCAGGCUGAUAUGUUUUUGUUUUGUUUUUCAAUUGGAGCAUAUAUUACUGACAUUUUAUAUUUGAAAUUGAUUCAUUAAAUAUGAUGUAAGAUGUGUAUAAAGGUUGCUUAUUAACUUAUUCUACCCGGUGGUUUUGUACCUGAGGAAAUAACAAGGAACUUUACAUAUCAUAAACAGUGAUUGAAGCUCCCUGUGGUGUUAGAGGAAGAUAAAAUGUAGCUAUUAUAUCUUGUUUAGCAUUUAAAUCCAUCAGUGUUUUCUUACCAUAACAGCCCCAAACACUGCUAUUACAGAUAUGGAAGAGAUAUAAAAAUAAUGUAAACAUUUGCAUUCAUCUCAUUAUUAAAAAUGGAUGAGUGAACCAGUCACUUUGUAUCAGAAUUUGUAUUAAAAUAACUGAAAUUACCAAUUUUACAGUUCUACUUUUGCCAAUUGUGGCUAUUUUGAAUAAAAUUGCUCUUAAAAAAUGAUUUAGGGAUACUAUUAAGACAAAGUCUUUAGAGGAAAUGUUUGACAUUAUGAGAAGUAGGCGUAUUACUCUUUGUAAAUAUCGGUAUGGUACAUUUGAAGCUGCAGCUAGAAACUGGUUAGCUUAGCUUAGCAUAAGGCUCUGGUCCCAAAGGUAAAAAAAACCUAGCUACGAAUGAUCUAAAAUAUUAUUAAACUUUCCCAAAAAACAUCAAACUAAUUCUUUAAAGCAGUUAUCAUGUGAUUUGUAAUUGUACUUUCAUAGUGUUGCAUAAUGUUUGGGAACUGUCAUUCAUAAACAUCAUGGAUACAAUGGAAACAGUCCAUAGUUUGGGUCAAGCUUCAAAAGAUUUGUCAAUAAAUUUGAAGCUACAGCUAGCAGACAGUUAGCUUAGCAUAAAGUUUUUGAAACAAUAUGUAAGAUCUAUCAUUUUAUACAUUUCCAAAAACAUCAAACUAUUCCUUUAAAGUAGUAGUGAUUUAUAAUUGUAAUUCCAUAUUGUUCAUAACGUUUGGGACUAAAAAUGUAUUGGCUCAAAUAAAACAGCCCCUUGUUUGGGUUAAGCUUCAACGAUGCCAUAUCCUACACUUCCCACAAUCCCUUUCAUCAGAAAUAUGCUGUGAGACGCCCACUUUUUUCAAUUGCCAUGACAAAUAAGUGCCCAAUUAAGAAGAAAAUGCACAGCACCUGAAAUGCAUUUGAGUCUUCUUUUGUAAUCAGAUUACUGUAAUCUGUUUAUAUGGUAUUUGCUAUACCCUGUGGAGAUAUAAUAGACACAGUUUAGUCCUAAGACUCUGUAACUCUCAAUAUACUGCCAUUCAAAACCCAACCCUCAUGUUGUUCGGCAUUAACAUUAGCACCAUGAUCUGAACAUUUGCAAUGUUUUGUAAAAAAAAAAGAAGUUCAGCCGUUGCAUGUUAAAAAUGUUAAUUGGUGUUUUUCGAUGUCAUUAAAUUGCUUUACUUUCUUA
Molecule: messenger RNA, 5718 nt
Organism: Eleginops maclovinus (Patagonian blennie)
Lineage: Eukaryota; Metazoa; Chordata; Actinopteri; Perciformes; Eleginopidae
Gene: chl1b
Product: cell adhesion molecule L1-like b
Exons: 27
Coding region: 429-3926 (1165 amino acids)
Biological process (GO): brain development; cell-cell adhesion; axon guidance
Cellular component (GO): axon; plasma membrane
Molecular function (GO): cell-cell adhesion mediator activity
Source: RefSeq, a predicted model, not a curated record